Solanum pennellii is the source of this 1063-nucleotide messenger RNA. RefSeq names its product probable E3 ubiquitin-protein ligase RNF144A. The transcript has 2 exons. Gene Ontology annotation, cellular component: cytoplasm; ubiquitin ligase complex. The coding region runs from base 196 to 990 and encodes 264 amino acids. The record is from RefSeq and is a predicted model, not a curated record. NCBI's taxonomy places the organism in Eukaryota, Viridiplantae, Streptophyta, Magnoliopsida, Solanales, Solanaceae. Gene Ontology annotation, biological process: protein polyubiquitination; positive regulation of proteasomal ubiquitin-dependent protein catabolic process; ubiquitin-dependent protein catabolic process. Gene Ontology annotation, molecular function: ubiquitin protein ligase activity; ubiquitin conjugating enzyme binding; zinc ion binding.
UGAAGUCAGAUUCAUGGAUAGGAUCUAACAGUCACUGAAUUAAUUAAGUUGCAUUUGUAAAAUUGAAGCCCUUUUAGAUUAUCAAAAAACCAGCAUUGGGAAUUGUAUACCUGUUCAGAUUCCCAAUGUAAUCAUCUCCCUAUAAUAUGCUGGAGAAGAAACACCAGAAAUCACUUUUAAAAAAAAAAAAUUCAGAUGGAAGAAUUAGACUGUGUGGACGAAUUCUAUUUCUCAGUAUUAUUUGAUUACGAAGAACCAUUGUUCCCAAUUUCAGAUGAAAUGUAUGCUGAGGAAUUGCAAUUGCAAGAGGCCUUAUAUUCGGGAGCCACAGUUUCAGUAUACAAUGAGUUUAAAAGAGUAAAGAGAGAAUGUUCCGGUACAUUUUGCAGUAUCUGCACAAACAACAAACUCGCAAACGAAAUGUUCGCCACUGGAAAUUGUUCACAUUCUUUCUGUGUUAAUUGUGUCACCAAAUAUGUGACUAGAAAAAUCGUACAAGAAAAUGUUAGCGUUAUCAAGUGUCCCGAUAUUGCUUGUAAGGCCAUAAUUAAACCCAAGUUCUGGAGAGAAAUUGUUCCUAAGCAAGUGUUGGAUCAAUUGGAAAAAAAUACUCUGUUUUUGGGUUCAAUAAAAUUGCACUGUCCUUAUAAGGACUGUUCAGCUAUAUUGGUUGAUGAUGGGAGUGAGAAUGUGAUUGACUCUCUGUGUCCUAAUUGUGGUCGAUUGUUCUGUGCUCGGUGUAAUGUCUCGUGGCACGAGGGAUUGGAGUGCAAGGAUUUUCAGCGUUUGGGCAGAUUAAACGAUAGAGGGAAGGGAGAUGUAAUGCUGAUGGGAAUUGCUAAGAACAAGAAAUGGAGGGAAUGUCCAAAGUGCAAGUGUUAUGUUGAAAAGGGUGACGGCUGCUUCCAACUAACUUGCAGGUGUGGACAUGAUUUUUGCUACCGCUGUGGAAUGGGCCACAAAUCUCAACAUAUUUGUCCUUCAACUUAACUAUAACCCCAUUAUGGUCGCUCAAGCUUUCUUUCAUGCACGAAUCUUGUGCUUUCGAUGAUUGAUUUCAGGG